UGUCGCCUACGUCAUCAAGACGCGUCGCCGUCUCGAACACGCGCGAGAGGAGCCAAGAUGUCGGUGUUUCACGACGAGGUCGAGAUCGAGGACUUUGAGUACGACGAGGACUCGGACACGUACUACUUCCCGUGUCCGUGCGGGGACAAGUUCGCCAUAACGAAGGAGGAGCUGGAGAGCGGGGAGGAGGUGGCCACGUGUCCGAGCUGCUCGCUCAUCGUCAGAGUCAUCUACGACCAGGAGUUGUUCAUGUCCGGAGAACUCGUGGAAGCCCCGUCGUCUACAGAGACCCAACUGGAGCUGGUUCAGGCCUGACCCCCCCUUCAUCAUCAUCAUCACGGACUGUUCCUUUAAAUCUACUUCUGCAGCUUCUCUCUAUUCACACACAUCAGGAUAUCCAAGGACCCCCCCUCCUCCUGGUGGUGGUGAAAACUGGGACACAUGGCAGACCAGUAGGCCCUGAGACCAGUAGGCCCUGAGACCAGUAGAACCUGAGACCUGUAGACCCCGAGGCACUGAGUGCCAACCGCCAUGGACCCAAGCGUUCCUGCUCUGGAGCUGUCGGGGGUCUUGGUCUGCGGGGGGCCUGGCUCCACCCCGAAGCCCGCCUGGCUGACCCUCUCCACCGACCUGCUCCCCACGGAGACCUACGAGCUGCUCGGCCUCCUGCUGGCCGUCCCGGGACGGGCCCUGAAGAUGGCGGCGGGGGUCCUGGGCCUGAUCCCGGUGUCGUACGUCGCCCACCUCACGGUCCUGCGGUUCCUCGACCAGUUGGGGGCGCUCUGUUCUGCGGCUGACUUCCUGUUUGCGUCGGCAGGCGGACGCCGGUUACACGCCUGCGCCCGCCCCCCUGGCGAGGGCGAUGGACCCCCAUCGGGACCAGAACCGAGUACGUCUGAGAGUCUACAGAAACCCAGCUAGUUCAGGCCUGACCCCCCUGACCUCCCUCCUUCAUCAUCAC
This is a messenger RNA of Cyclopterus lumpus (lumpfish), 961 nucleotides long. It is a transcript of the gene dph3, whose product is annotated as diphthamide biosynthesis 3. NCBI's taxonomy places the organism in Eukaryota, Metazoa, Chordata, Actinopteri, Perciformes, Cyclopteridae. The transcript has 3 exons. The record is from RefSeq and is a predicted model, not a curated record. Gene Ontology annotation, molecular function: metal ion binding. Bases 58 to 315 code for a protein of 85 amino acids. Gene Ontology annotation, biological process: protein histidyl modification to diphthamide.